Messenger RNA from Leucoraja erinaceus (little skate), 1475 nucleotides. RefSeq names its product arf-GAP with Rho-GAP domain, ANK repeat and PH domain-containing protein 1-like. Bases 194 to 1453 code for a protein of 419 amino acids. The record is from RefSeq and is a predicted model, not a curated record. The transcript has 10 exons. Gene Ontology annotation, molecular function: GTPase activator activity. Lineage: Eukaryota; Metazoa; Chordata; Chondrichthyes; Rajiformes; Rajidae.
CUGUCUCUCCCCCGGCCUUUGCAGCUCCUACAUUUACCAGAGACGGUUCGUCAGAUUGGACACAGACUACCUGAGAUACUUUGAGAACGAGAAGGAGGUUUACUCCAAGAGGGUCAUCUCUCUCCGGUCCAUCACCCGCGUCUCCCCCGUUGGUGAGCAGAAGUUCGAGGUGAUCACCUCCAACCGUACCUUCAUGUUCCGUGCGGAGAGUGAUGGAGAGAGGGGUGAGUGGGUGAGGGUGAUUGGGCAGGCGGUGCAGGAGGCGUGGCAGCGGUGUGAGUCGGGGUCUACUCGAGGCAGUGACCACCCGCUGCGGGACAGCGUGUCGGGACGGGGCGAGAAGGACGGGUACCUGGAGCUCCGCCCCACCCGCACCAAGGUCUACGCCUCCAUCCACGGCCACAAGUUGUGGCUGUACAAGAACGAGGAGGACCACCGACUGGGUAUUGGCAUCACCUCAGUGGAGAUGAAUGUAGCUACGGUCAAGGAUGCCGACAGACGUGGUUUCGACCUGACUACGCCGUAUCGAACAUUCAGCUUUGUGGCGGACUCGGACGGAGAGAAGGACGAGUGGGUGGAGGAGCUGCGGGCAGCCACGGCCGAGGCCCUGUCCAACUACGAGGUGGCCGAACGAGUGUGGUCGUGUCCGGACAACACCGUGUGUGUGGACUGUGGGGCCCACCAGCCCGAGUGGGCCUCCAUCAACCUGUGUGUGGUCAUGUGCAAGCAGUGUGCAGGGGAACACCGAGCCUUGGGGCCGGGCAUCUCCAAGGUACGCAGCCUGAAGAUGGACAACAAGGUGUGGACAGAGCAACUCAUUAAGUUGUUGCAGACUCUGGGUAACGGCCGUGCCAACCGUUUCUGGGGUGCCAACGUGCCACCGAGCGAGGCGGUGGAGGGGAAGAGCCGCUAUGCGGAGCGCCAACACUACAUCGGCGCCAAGUACCGGCACGGCAAGUACCGGCGAUACCACCCGCUCUUCGGUAACCAGGACGAGCUCGACAAGGCUCUGUGUGCAGCGGUGCUGACUGGUGAUCUGGAGGAGACCAUGGCGUUGGUGUUCUGCGGUGCCGACACCGGCUGCUUCACCGGUGACCCUGAGUUCCCCACGCCCACCGACCUGGCCCUCCACGCACGGCAACCCCUCCAAGCCGAGUUCCUCGUCCAGAACAGAAACUUCGAGCCCCCACGAUUGGAGGCGUGCGCGGGGGGGAGGCGGUACUACGUCCAACCCCAGUCCGUCACCCACAACGGCUUCCUCUACAAGACCGCCUCCGUGGCCAAGCCCAUUACGGACAGAAAGGCCAAAGAAGAGUUCAGCCGGCGAUGGUGCGUGUUGGACAGCGGGCUGCUCAGCUACUACGAGAGUGAUCGCAGCGCCACGCCAAACGGCACCAUCGACAUGCGGGAGGUGGUGUGCCUGGCCGUCAGCAGUCCUGCCGCACACGGGUAGGUCACGCCCGCGUCACGUCGCG